CUACUGUACUGGAGGGCUCGGGCGCCGCUGAGGGGGCGGGCGGGGAGCGGCGGCAGCCAUGGGCGAGACCGAGAAGCUUUAUUAUGUUUAUAGCUGCGACCUGGAUAUCAACGUGCAGCUCAAGAUAGGCAGUCUGGAAGGUAAAAGAGAACAGAAGAGUUACAAAGCUCUCUUAGAAGAUCCAAUGCUGAAGUUCUCGGGACUGUAUCAAGAAACUUGCUCUGACUUGUAUGUAACUUGUCAGGUGUUUGCAGAAGGGAAGCCUCUUGCUCUUCCAGUUAGGACUUCCUACAAAGCUUUUAGCACUAGGUGGAACUGGAAUGAAUGGCUGAAACUGCCUGUGAAGUAUCCAGACUUGCCUCGCAAUGCACAGGUGGCUCUGACCAUCUGGGAUGUGUACGGACCUGGUAAAGCAGUUCCUGUGGGAGGAACAACCGUCUCACUCUUUGGGAAAUAUGGUAUGUUUCGUCAAGGAAUGCAUGAUUUGAAAGUCUGGCCCAAUGUAGAAGCUGAUGGCUCGGAGCCCACCAAAACACCUGGGAGAACCAGCAGCACAGUCUCUGAAGAUCAAAUGAGCCGCUUGGCAAAGCUCACAAAGUCUCAUCGACAGGGUCAUAUGGUGAAAGUGGACUGGCUGGACAGACUGACCUUUAGAGAAAUAGAAAUGAUCAAUGAGAGGGAAAAACGAAGUUCUAAUUUUAUGUACCUGAUGAUUGAAUUCCGUUGUGUCAAGUGUGAUGAUAAAGAAUAUGGAAUAGUUUACUACGAAAAGGAUGGUGACGAGUCAUCUCAAAUUUUAACAAGUUCUGAAAUUGUUAAGAUUCCAGAUCCCCAGAUGUCUGUGGAGAACUUAGUAGAAAGCAAGCAUCACAAGCUUGCAAGAAGUUUAAGAAGUGGACCUUCUGAUCAUGACCUGAAGCCUAAUGCAGCUACACGAGAUCAGCUUAAUGUCAUAGUGAGUUAUCCACCAACAAAGCAGCUAACGUAUGAGGAACAGGACCUAGUUUGGAAAUUCAGAUAUUACCUUACUCAUCAGGAGAAGGCCUUGACAAAAUUCUUAAAAUGUGUCAACUGGGACCUACCACAAGAGGCAAAGCAAGCACUGGAGCUGCUGGGCAAGUGGAAGCCCAUGGAUGUGGAAGACUCUCUAGAACUUCUGUCAUCUCACUUCACCAACCCAACAGUUCGGCGCUAUGCUGUUGCCAGGCUUCAGCAGGCUGAUGAUGAGGAUUUGCUGAUGUAUCUACUACAGUUAGUCCAGGCAUUGAAAUAUGAAAACUUUGAUGACAUAAAGAAUGGACUGGAACCUAGCAAGAGGGACAGUCAAGGUUCAAUGGCAGAAAGCAUGACAACAUCUGGAAGUAAUGGUGCAGAAUUAGACAGUUCCCAGAUCAUGAGUCCCAUUCCACCCGUUUCCUCACCGCCUCUUACUUCCAAGACAAAGGAGCUUGCAGAUAAUGAGAGCCUUGAUCAAGACCUCUGCACUUUCUUGAUUUCACGAGCAUGCAAAAAUUCGACGUUGGCAAACUACUUAUAUUGGUAUGUAAUAGUGGAGUGUGAAGACCAAGAUACUCAGCAGAGGGACCCAAAGACUCACGAAAUGUACUUAAAUGUGAUGAGAAGAUUUAGUCAGGCUUUGCUGAAGGGUGAUAAGUCUGUCAGAGUCAUGCGUUCGUUGUUGGCAGCCCAGCAGACAUUUGUAGAUCGUCUGGUUCAUGUAAUGAAAGCAGUGCAGCGUGAAAGUGGGAAUCGUAAGAAGAAGAAUGAGCGGCUUCAGGCAUUGUUAGCCGAUAAUGAAAAGAUGAAUUUAGCAGAUAUGGAACUUAUUCCACUUCCUCUGGAACCUCAGGUGAAAAUUAAAGGGAUAAUCCCUGAAAAAGCCACACUCUUCAAGAGUGCCUUAAUGCCUGCUCAGUUAUUCUUCAAGACAGAAGAUGGAGGCAAAUAUCCUGUAAUUUUUAAGCACGGUGAUGAUUUACGUCAAGAUCAACUUAUUCUUCAGAUUAUUUCACUCAUGGAUAAGCUGUUAAGAAAAGAGAAUCUGGAUUUGAAGCUGACACCCUAUAAAGUGCUGGCAACUAGUACAAAACAUGGCUUUAUGCAGUUUAUUCAAUCAGUACCAGUUGCAGAAGUUCUUGCAACAGAGGAAAGCAUACAGAACUUCUUCAGAAAACAUGCACCUAGUGAGACUGGGCCUCAUGGAAUAAGUGCAGAGGUGAUGGACACAUAUAUUAAAAGCUGUGCUGGUUACUGUGUAAUUACAUACAUCCUUGGAGUUGGAGAUAGACAUCUGGAUAAUCUUCUGCUCACAAAAACAGGUAAACUAUUCCACAUUGACUUUGGUUAUAUUUUGGGACGGGACCCUAAGCCUCUACCUCCCCCAAUGAAGCUGAAUAAGGAGAUGGUGGAAGGUAUGGGAGGCACGCAGAGUGAACAGUACCAGGAGUUCCGUAAGCAGUGCUACACAGCCUUUCUCCAUCUCCGCAGGUAUUCCAACUUGAUCUUGAACUUAUUUUCUCUCAUGGUGGAUGCCAACAUUCCAGAUAUUGCUCUUGAACCUGACAAGACUGUCAAAAAGGUGCAGGACAAAUUUCGUUUGGACCUGUCUGAUGAAGAAGCUGUCCAUUAUAUGCAGAGUCUAAUUGAUGAAAGUGUCCAUGCCCUCUUUGCAGCUGUGGUGGAGCAGAUACACAAGUUUGCACAGUACUGGAGAAAAUAAGUCUUUUGCCUGCCUGCCUUGGAAACAAGUAAAUGUUCAAGAAAGAAACUUUCUCAAGCCCUUGUGGACUUCACGCAACAAUUUUGGAAGGCAAAAGCUAUGGGUUUGGCAGUACGGAGAAUUGAGAGCUCAAGAAGUAGAGAACCUUUUUGAGAGUCCAUUCGCUGAAGGCUGUUCUAUCCUUGGGGCUUAGAUGCUGUAACAUUUCUUUCCAGUGAAAAUAUUUGAGGCUCAAAGUUUUGUAAGCAACUUACUCUCAAGCCAAAGAUAACUGAAGGAGGGUGGAUUUGAUGGUAAAUUCUUGUACCUGUUAAUAUAUUUUCUUAUUUAGCAAAAGAAAUCGUUGCUAUGCUGAGCAUGAAUAUGUAUUAAGUUACAACAGCGAGGCUACAGUUCCUUGGUGCAGAAAAAAAACACAAAAUUAUGGUCAUCUCUUCCCACCAGCGUUGUUUUUUGAGUAAGUUUGAAAUGCAAUUUGUAUGUCCUUUAUUCCCCACCUUGGGCAAUGGUAUCAUUUAGAAAGGAAAAUAAUUUCUUACCCGCUUACAAUAAUAUCUUCAAGUGCUGAUCAGUUAGCCAGCUGACAGCUGCCAGUUAAGCCAUCACUAACAGGCUCAGCAACUGGAACGCACAGUGAGCAGUUCAGUAUUUCACACUUUAACUCGAAAGGUUUUCUGUAUGGUGAUAAUAUAUUCUUCAAUCUAAUAAACUCUCUGUUCUUGCA
Messenger RNA from Phalacrocorax carbo (great cormorant), 3443 nucleotides. The record is from RefSeq and is a predicted model, not a curated record. NCBI's taxonomy places the organism in Eukaryota, Metazoa, Chordata, Aves, Suliformes, Phalacrocoracidae.